Symbiodinium necroappetens is the source of this 279-nucleotide messenger RNA. The record is from the annotation of a GenBank genome assembly. NCBI's taxonomy places the organism in Eukaryota, Dinophyceae, Suessiales, Symbiodiniaceae.
AUGCUCUUUGCCGGGUUCUCCCCCACGUCCGGGCGCUGGCUCCGACUUCCGGCUCGAAAAUCCUUCUCCCAGCGCAUGGAAAGCAUUCAGCCCACUUGGAAGGGAGGCCAAGUGAACUACUCUCCGGACGCCACGGGUGCCACGGGUGGUCUGCCUUUGUUCAAGAUAGCAAACUCCGGCCAAACCGCGCUGAACGCUGGCUCCACCGUGCGGUCCAUGUUGGCGUCCCUCGCUACCCGGGGCCUCCGCGACGAGGAUUUGGACAGCGAUGCGUGGCAG